Messenger RNA from Syngnathus typhle (broad-nosed pipefish), 2257 nucleotides. RefSeq names its product RUN domain containing 3Aa (gene rundc3aa). The record is from RefSeq and is a predicted model, not a curated record. Lineage: Eukaryota; Metazoa; Chordata; Actinopteri; Syngnathiformes; Syngnathidae. Bases 623 to 1924 code for a protein of 433 amino acids. The transcript has 12 exons. Gene Ontology annotation, cellular component: cytosol.
UUCUUUCAGUUUGUAAACAAAACGGAAGUAUUUCUCUACAGCGCCCUCUACAGACUUGGAAGACACUUGGAAGUUGUCUGAAUAGCUUUGAUUUUGAAGCGCAAACCCGGAAGCAGCGUAUGUCGACCUUUUGCGCCCCUCGCCAGGCAAAUCGGCUCCAAAUCCGGAAGUAUUGUUUUCAUCCAUGGAAAUAUGAAAAGGCGCAAAACUAGUCUAAGGGAAAGUGCUGCGUGCAUGUGAGCUGGAUGGUUUUAUUUCGAAGCGCAUAACCGGAACCGGUGUAUUUCUACGUUCUGCAACCAAGAUGUUCCACCUUCCAGCCUAAGCAACACCAACAUACAACCUUCGCCUAAUAAGAUCAAAUAUGGCACAGGUCACCAUGGACUUGCAGAUACAUCUUGCGUGAACCUGUAAAUAAAGCGAGAAUAACACCAAUUCUCCUCAGCAGCAGCAGCAGCAGCAGCAUCCGCAGCAUCCGCAUCCCGCAGCAUUGGUUGGCCGACUUUCCGCAGAGGACAGCGGCUGCACGUCUGACACAGAGCCCGGCGGAGGGAAGGCGGGUGCGGGUGCCGGUGCAGGUGCGGGUGCGGACAGCUCCCGACCCCGCCUGCUGGAUGGACCAAUGGAGCCCAGCUGCAUGCACACAGCAAUGGCUAUGGGGCUGACGUCGAAGAAGGCGUCCGCCCGGAGCGUCGGCGUGGAGAGGAAGAACCUCAUCACGGUGUGCAGGUUUUCCGUCAAGACUCUCCUGGAAAAGUACACGGCCGAGCCCAUCGACGACUCGGCCGAAGAGUUUGUCAACUUUGCUGCUAUCUUGGAGCACAUCCUCAGCCACCGUUUUAAAGGCUCGGCCAGCUGGUUCAGUUCAGAUGGACAGCGCAGCUUCUGGGAGUACAUCCGGCUGGCCUGCGGCAAGGUGCAGAACAACUGCAUCGCCAGCAUCGAGAACAUCGAGAACAUCAGCACGUCUCGAGCCAAGGGCCGGGCGUGGAUUCGAGUGGCGCUAAUGGAGAAGCGGCUUUCGGAAUACGUGUCCACCGCCUUGAAGGACACCAGAACCACCAGGAGGUUCUACGACGACGGCGCCAUCGUGCUGAGGGAGGAGGCCACGGUGCUGACCGGCAUGCUCAUCGGACUGAGCGCCAUUGACUUCAGUUUCUGCCUGAAGGGGGAAACGCUGGAGGGCAAGUCGCCGGCGGUCAUUGACUACACGCCCUACUUGAAGUUCACUCAGAGCUACGACUGCCUGAGCGACGACGAGGACCGACGCAGCGUCGACAGCAGCAACAGCGAGGAGAGCGUCCCGGAGCAUCCUUACGUCCCUCUGGUCACCGACGAGGAGAGCUGGAGCAACAAGUGCCGCAAGAUGGAGCAGCGAUUUAAGAUCGUGUAUGCCCAGAAGGGCUACUUGGAGGAGCUGGUCCGCCUUCGCGAGUCUCAGCUCAAGAACGUCGAAAGCGACAACAAGCGUCUGAGGGCCAAAGUGGACGAGCUGACUUUGCAGAGUCAGCGCGAGAAGGAGGAGCUGGAGGCCGUCGUGCUGGAGCUGCAGGCUCAGCUCUCCUCCCUCAUGCCCUGUGACACGUCCCACCUGGGAAAAAAGCUUUCCGUCCCUCUCGUCAACCGGUGGGCGGCCAUCAGCGACCACCAGGGUGACGUGCAACUCUUCCGCAGAAGGAGCUUCCGCAGUUUGGAGCAACUUUCCACCGAGCUCAGCCUCAACUCGGAUUCUCAGAGAAGCGACGAGAGGCAGAACGGAGACGCGGGCUGGACCUCGGCAGCAAAGGACAACACGCCGUCUAUGUUGGGCCUGUGCGGUUCUUUGGCGUCACUGCCAAGCUCCAAGUCACUGACCAGCCUCAAGUCCAGCGAGUGUCUGGUCAACAUCAGUGCCGAGCCCAGCCCCGCACUGUCCCCCGGCUAGGAGACGCCUUUCCUCGCCUUCCGAUGAUCCUAGCUCAGUCCCACUUGGACCCAAGCGCCAAUGUCUCUGUGAAUGUACAGCAGGAAUUCUGGUCGUUAUUAUUCUCGCUUGCCACUCUUUUUCUCUCCUGCAGCAGCAGCAUUAUUGUUGUUUUUCCCAAAUCACAACCACACAAGCCAGAGAGAGGUCAAGAGUGUAAAAUAAAAACAAACACGCAGCAGUGGAUAUGAUGCAACACCUCCUAGUUCAGCCUAUGUCCUUCUUUGUAUGCUUCAAACCUGGGAUGAUGAUGAUUAUUAUUGUUUUGUGUUGCAAUAAAUGCCUUUUACAUGA